Molecule: messenger RNA, 941 nt
Organism: Trichoderma harzianum CBS 226.95
Lineage: Eukaryota; Fungi; Ascomycota; Sordariomycetes; Hypocreales; Hypocreaceae
Exons: 4
Coding region: 183-527 (114 amino acids)
Biological process (GO): translational initiation
Cellular component (GO): eukaryotic 43S preinitiation complex
Molecular function (GO): translation initiation factor activity; RNA binding; ribosomal small subunit binding
Source: RefSeq, a predicted model, not a curated record
CCGCAUAAAAAACACACAAAAGGCGCUCAGCCCCUCUCCCCGCCGACCCUUUUUUUCUCUGUCCCGCAUCACCAAAAACCAAAACACCUCAGAGACCGUCGCCUUUCGCAGCCGCCGGUUCAUCAACCUCGCCUCCCUCAACUUUCCUUUUUCCCACGAGAAACCCCGGAACAUCCGAGUUUAUGUCCAUCGAAAAUCUCAAGUCCUUCGACCCCUUCGCCGAAGCCGACGACGACACCGGUGAUAUCAAAAAGGUCGAGAACCACAUCCAUAUUCGCAUUCAACAGCGCAAUGGUCGCAAGUCUCUGACCACGGUUACUGGUCUUCCUGCUAAAUUUGACCCCGGCAAGAUUCUCACCUUCUUCAGGAAGGAAUUCGCUUGCAAUGGCAACAAGGUCAAUGAUGAAAAGGCCGGUGAGGUGAUCCAGCUCCAGGGCGACCAACGCAAGAAGGUCAUGGAUUUCCUCGUUGACAAGAAGAACGGUCUCGGUCUCAACCCCGACAACAUCACCGUUCACGGUGCCUAAAUCGUCCUCUUUCGCGCCGCCGCCCCGGCCCGCCCUUCCAGCGACUUGGCUUCACAGCAUGCUGGUGAUGAGCGUGUCGGAAUGGGGCUGCUCGAGCAGCCUGUGAACCUCACACAGACGCCUACCGCAACCUCCGUCGUCUAGUCGAAACCGCUGUACGCCCACCCCUCUGCUGGGCGCUGCGAGCGGUCUCAUGCGAUGAGAGGCCCUCUCCGGUACAAUCCACCGGCGUGCGCGUAAUAGCGUUGUUUGAAGGUCUGGCCGGCCGGACGCCAUACAGAGGACGGGAUAGAGAGGCAGCUAUAUUAUUGGCUUAACUACGCACCUACUCAUGCUGUGCUGCAGCACAGUAGGUCAAGUUAGCAACGUUUUUCUUUUCUUUUUUUUUUUUUUACGUUUGACCAAAGGUCUAGG